Perkinsus marinus ATCC 50983 is the source of this 1515-nucleotide messenger RNA. RefSeq lists its product as hypothetical. The record is from RefSeq and is a predicted model, not a curated record. Bases 1 to 1515 code for a protein of 504 amino acids. The transcript has 3 exons. Lineage: Eukaryota; Perkinsozoa; Perkinsida; Perkinsidae.
AUGGUGAAAAGUUUGGCAUGCAGGGACCAUGACGAAUGUCCUGUGAGAUUGAGGGUCCUGUUUGAGCCUGGUGUCGGCGAGUCGGAUCCUCCUGAGAUCGUCGUUUUCCGCAACGAUAAAAUUCAUGCUGACAUUGUUCGUGGUUCGAACACGGGCAAUUUCAAAACCAUCAAACUCUCCGCUGAUGUUCGAGCUAAGGUCAAGCUGGCUAUUCGGGCUAACCGUACUACUUCCCCAGCUGAUCUAUAUGCAAAGUUUGUGGCGAACUCUCCGGUCGACUGUCCUAUUGGUGAGGAUGCAGCUGCCAGGGAACACCGCAAGCGGUUGAAGCGGCAUGUGGCUCACAUCAAACAAGCGGAAAUCCGUCAGAUAAAAGAAGAAGGCUUCGAAACUGUUGAAGGGUUUUCUAAGACCUGGCAAAAGUUUGAAGCCGGGGAUGGUACAUGCAGGCAGCUGCUGCCUGGCAGCAUGAUUGUGUCUGAUCAUUACUGCGUAAGUGUCUGCCCGACUGCCGGUAUCGAAAGCCUAUAUCAUUAUGCAAGGACGGCAGCAUCCUGCGAAGCUGCUAUCGUCAUCUAUGCCGAUGGGCAACCCUCCCUCAUCCGCGGAAACGACUCAACAACCUACACAAUCGGGGUCUGCAAGUCUUUUUCUGCUAGUCUCUGUCCGAUCCUCUUCUGUUUACUCGACUCCGAAAAUAAGGUGGCGCUGAAGAGUGCUUUUGACUGCUUCAACCGCUUGUUGCACAGAGUGGCUGACGAUGUCAAUGUUAAAGUUGGUGGAGCAGUCGUUGAUGCAGAUAUAGCUGCAGUACAAGCUCUUCACGAUAUCUACGGUGCUAUCCAUGUUCAUCGCUGUCGGUGGCACCGUGAGCAAUCUAUAGCAAAAGCAGACAAGCUCACCGCUGUGGAUCGCGCUCAAGCCAAAUCUAUCGGUGCCAUGUUGGAGCGCUCUGGUGGUUCACUUGUGUAUAGAGGUGUAUUAAAGACUGCUCUGGCUGACACUCGGGCUUUCUUCCCAAGACUCAGAAAGUACUUGGAGGUAUCUUCGGAAGAGCGGUUCGGUAUCCCUUAUCGGGUUCCUGUGUGGCAUGACGAAGCAAUGAGACCCUUCCUGCUCACGAUGGCGUUGGACAACAAUGUCAACGAAAGUUUCAAUGCGGUGGUCAAGAGAAAGCUUGGCCGACGUCUUGCAAGCGGACAUGAAGUAUAUUCGCACUUCUUGGAAGUAUGCACCAUCCUCGAUGCUCUGUUGAGUAAAGGCACGUUCGGUAAAUCCGAUAACAUCAGAUUACCUCUACUUGACUAUAGUACUGCUCGCGCUGCGACACGUCUGCCCACUGCCGUGGUCAGAGUAUCUCAUCAAUUGUAUUUGGUAUCUUCUGCUACCCGUAGCCAGCAACAGCUCAGUAUGAGCGAUGUUGAUGCUUUCUAUCGACGGAAUCACGUUCUGCUGCGUGAUUGGGAUAAAUCGGUGAUGUCAAUCUAUGCCGUGAAAUGGAUUCUCGGCCAGUGA